This is a messenger RNA of Scomber scombrus (Atlantic mackerel), 1933 nucleotides long. Its product is annotated as E3 ubiquitin-protein ligase RNF26-like. Gene Ontology annotation, biological process: protein ubiquitination; ubiquitin-dependent protein catabolic process. The record is from RefSeq and is a predicted model, not a curated record. Gene Ontology annotation, molecular function: ubiquitin protein ligase activity. The transcript has a single exon. NCBI's taxonomy places the organism in Eukaryota, Metazoa, Chordata, Actinopteri, Scombriformes, Scombridae. Bases 24 to 1331 code for a protein of 435 amino acids.
UUCUGUCUCCUCUCCAGUUUAACAUGGAUGAAGUGAACUUGGUGUCGGUGGCUGUGGGCCGAUGUGUGGACGCCUGCUGUCUGCUGCUGGAUCUGUUCGUCAGGACGUUCAGCUGGCUGCUCCGCUUCCUGUCCAGCGCUGGCGUUUCCCUCCACGCCGCUCUGCUCGCCCUCAACGGCUCCACGCUGGUUGAAUACUGCAACUUCGCUCUGUUCUCCUUCCUCACCGCCACGGAGGCCGUCUCCAGCACCGCGCACGGAGCCCUGCACGCUGUGGAGGGCUGGCUGCAGACGCUGGGAGGAGUGUGUGAGAGCUUCAAGAUGGUGGGUCACCUCUCGUGUCACGUGGCGUGGCGGACCAAAGACGUGCUGCACCGCGGUCUGAUCUCCGCCAGCUGCAUCCUGAAGCAGAUGUGUGAAGGCGUCUGCAUCGCGCUCAGCCUCGUCCUCUAUCUCAUCAACACCGUGGUCAACAUCAUCCUCAUCAGCAUGCAGAACGGCGUGUCGGCGGUGGCGGGCGCCUGGGACGCGGUGGCCGACCCGGUGCACCGGCUGGUGGAGCUGGCUCUGACUCUGCUCACCUUCCUGUACAGCUGUUUAGUGGGUGCGUCCGUGCUGCUGUGGACGCCCUGCCAGCUGUUACUGGACCUGCUGGGAGCGCUGGGCCGCGUCUUCAUCACCAUCUUCAUGGUCGACACUUACGGCGUUCUCAUCUCGGCGGCCGUCAUCUCGCUGGCGCUGCUCAUACUGAACCCCAGACUUCCUGUCAUCGCAGGGCAGCUGAGCCUCCGAUUGGUUGGCUCUCUGCCAGGAGUCCAGACGAGCCUUCGCAGGAUGUACGCAGUGAUCGUAGAGCCAGCUUUGACCUAUCAGGUGGUCCGAACCGGAGCCACGCAGGAAGUGAGUCGGACGAGGUUUCCGUACACAGACACAGAUGCUUUAAUCCCGUCUGAGGCUGAUCUGCCAGCGAAUGAGCCGAGCCAAUCGGACUCUCCGCAGCUUCAUGCUCAGCAGGAUGGCGAGCCGGUGAGCAGCGAGGCCGGAGACAGCAGCAGGACUAACGCUUCCCCGCCGAACUCGGCUCCGGAUGGCGGCGGCGGCGGCGUCUCUCCGACGGACGGCGAGCUGCUCAGCCUGCUGAAGGAGCAGGAGGAGAGGAAGAAGUGCGUCAUCUGUCAGGACUUGAGUAAGACGGUGCUGCUGCUGCCGUGUCGUCACCUCUGUCUCUGCCGGCACUGCGCCGACAUCCUGACCCAACGCAGAGCCGUCACGCAGCGAUGCUGUCCGCUCUGCCGUCAGCCAAUCACAGAGACCCUGGACGUCUUCCUCUGACGGCGUUAGGACCAGACUGACUUCAUUCAUUAUUCAUCAUUUAGAGAAACAUUUCCAGCUCUUGUGAGGAUUUGCAGCUUCGUGUCUGUUUCAUAUUGUAACUGAAACCUCGUCUAGUUCUAAUAUUCAUGUCAAAUAGCAAUAAACUCAGAUUAUUACAGGAAAGAAAAAGUUACAGUAGGAAAUAUCAAACUAACACUGGAAGUAGGGCUGGGCAAUAUAUAGAUAUUAUAUCGAUAUCGUGAUAUGAGACCAGAUAUCGUCUUAGAAUUUGGAUAUCAUAAUAUUGUGAUCAUAGACUGUAUAUAAAAUGGACGUAACAUCCGUGACGUCACCCAUUGGUUUGUGGACUGCUGCUCGGAGGCCAAUAGUAUCGGAUCUGAGCAGCGCCAUCUUGAAAAUUUCAGGUGCAUGCUGGGAAAAAUAAAAACAGGGAUUCUACUUAUAUGGGCAUCAGGAGGAGCAUGAGGCGCCCUCCUGAACCUGUGAACCAAUCAACCUGUCAAUCACCACGUAGCCACGCCCUAAUGCAUACCCUGCUUUAUCGUCACAUAUAAAAUCAGGGAGGCCAAAAUGUCCCAAAUGAACAUCAUACUGCAUUG